This is a messenger RNA of Peromyscus leucopus (white-footed mouse), 938 nucleotides long. RefSeq names its product leukocyte immunoglobulin-like receptor subfamily A member 5. Lineage: Eukaryota; Metazoa; Chordata; Mammalia; Rodentia; Cricetidae. Gene Ontology annotation, molecular function: inhibitory MHC class I receptor activity. The transcript has 4 exons. The record is from RefSeq and is a predicted model, not a curated record. The annotation marks the transcript as partial. Gene Ontology annotation, biological process: cytokine-mediated signaling pathway.
AUUCGUUUCACUUCCCCUUGUAUCCUAGGAGUCUAUCCUAAACCAAGCCUGUCUGUUUGGCCCGGCCCUGCUGUGACCUCAGGAGAGACCAUAACCAUGCAGUGUAGCUCAUCGCUGGGAUUCGGCAGAUUUAUUCUGACCCAGGAAGGAAAGCACCACCACCAAUGGACCCUGGACUCACAGCAAAGUGCCAAUAGGGAGUUUCAAGCUCAUUUUGUUCUGGACCCUGUGACCAUCAUCCACAAUGGUACAUUCAGAUGCUAUGGCUGUUUUAGGAACCAUCCCCAGUUGUGGUCAAAAUCAAGUGACCCCCUUCACCUCUCUGGUCUCAGGUCCAAAUACCCAGAGUUAGAACCACCCACAAAACCAACAGGCUAUAGUCAAGUGCUUGAAGUUCAAAUCUCAUCUCUCCAUCUAUCUCUGGCAGAUUCCAAGGACCAGUCUCACAUCCACACUGAGAAUGAACCCACAGCCUCACAGCAUAAAAGUCACACAGUUGAAAAUCUCAUCCGAAUGAUCAUGGCUGCCUUGGUUCUAGUGACUCUAGUGAUUCUGCUGUUAGUAGCUUGGCACAGCAAGAAAAUGGAACAAGAUACAACCAGAAGAUAAACAAAAAAAGUGCACUAGGUUCCACACUUGAGCAGACCAAGGAAAAUAAAUCUGCUUAUCUCAUAGAAGAAAGGAAGAAUUGUUAAGAAAACUGAUGUAGAUUAAGAAACUUUACUCUUUGAGGGUCCAGGAAGCAAAUGUGUUCUGGGUGUAGGGAAUCCUGGGGAUUUCAUUCAAGAGCACUUUCUUCCUGAAUUGUACACUUUUCUCCACAUCUCAUUGUGGAGAAUUGCUUACUAGUUCCUCCAUUCUUCUUAUUUCCAUGUGCCAUGGGCCCUCACUUCCCUCACUUUCAAAUAACAUUUUCCUUUACAUUGCCAGAGCCAAUG